Cottoperca gobio is the source of this 946-nucleotide messenger RNA. Its product is annotated as cytochrome b-c1 complex subunit Rieske, mitochondrial-like. Gene Ontology annotation, molecular function: quinol-cytochrome-c reductase activity; 2 iron, 2 sulfur cluster binding. Gene Ontology annotation, cellular component: membrane. Bases 106 to 828 code for a protein of 240 amino acids. The transcript has 2 exons. The record is from RefSeq and is a predicted model, not a curated record. NCBI's taxonomy places the organism in Eukaryota, Metazoa, Chordata, Actinopteri, Perciformes, Bovichtidae.
GGACGUUGUGGAGGCGGAGCGGGUUUCUGGUAACACACUUAAAGACUUCUGUACGCAAGGUCGUGUCCCCAGCUGCGGUGUGGAGGGCUCUUAUUUUGGGCAAAGAUGAUGUCCAUAGCCGCUCGUUCCGGGGCUCUUUCCCCGUACAUGCAGGCGACAAAGCAAACAGUUAAAAGCCUGGUGUCACCUGGAGCCCAGCACUUGGUGCCUGCCGCUGCUCCUGGAGGGAUCCGCCUUGCCCACACAGAUAUCAAGAUUCCUGACUUUACAGACUACCGUCGUCCCGAGGUUCUCAACCCCAACAAGUCCUCCCAGGAGAGCAGUGAGGAAAGAAGGUUGUUCUCUUACCUUGUCACUGGAGCGACCACUGUGGUUGGUGUGUAUACAGCCAAGACAGUGGUCAGCCAGUUUGUCUCCUCGAUGAGUGCAUCUGCAGAUGUCCUGGCCUUAUCCAAGAUUGAGGUCAAGCUCAGUGACAUCCCUGAAGGCAAAAACAUGACCUUCAAGUGGAGAGGAAAGCCCCUGUUUGUCCGUCACCGCACAGAGAAGGAAAUCGCUGCAGAGGAGGCUGUGAAUAUCUCAGAGCUGCGUGACCCCCAGCAUGACAAGGAAAGAGUGCAAAAUCCCAGCUGGGUUAUCGUCCUCGGUGUGUGCACCCAUCUGGGUUGUGUGCCCAUUGCCAACGCAGGAGACUAUGGAGGCUACUACUGUCCUUGCCAUGGCUCCCACUAUGAUGCUUCAGGAAGAAUAAGAAAGGGACCCGCUCCUCUUAACCUGGAGGUUCCCUACUAUGAAUUCCUUAGUGAGGACACAGUUAUGGUGGGAUAAAUACUGGAGCACUGUCUCAUUUCCUCUCUAUAUGUAUUUUUGUGAUGGCUCUGUGUGAGAGUUGGGGUGUGAAAUAAAAUGUGUGUAUUUACUAAUAAAGACAUAUUUCCAUCUCUAU